AUGGACUUCAAGGAAAAACCCAGCUCUCCGGCCAAAGGCUCGGAAGGUCCUGGGAAAAACUGCGUGCCAGUCAUCCAGCGGACUUUCUCUCACUCGAGUGGGGAGCAGAGCGGCAGCGACACGGACACAGAGAGUGGCUAUAGAGGAGAAUCAGAGAAGGGCGACUUGCGCAGUGAGCAGCCGUGCUUCAAAAGUGACCACAGACGCAGGUUCACCACGGGAGAAAGGAUCGGCGCAAUUAAGCAAGAAGCCGAAGAAUCCCCCACAAAAAAGAACCGGAUGCAGCUUUCGGAUGAUGAAGGCCAUUUCACUAGCAGUGACCUGAUCAGCUCCCCGUUCCUGGGCCCACACCCACACCAGCCUCCUUUCUGCCUGCCCUUCUACCUGAUCCCACCUUCAGCAACUGCCUACCUGCCCAUGCUGGAGAAGUGCUGGUAUCCCACCUCAGGGCCAGUGCUAUACCCAGGCCUCAACGCCUCUGCCGCAGCCCCCUCUAGCUUCAUGAACCCAGACAAGAUCUCGGCUCGCUUGCUCAUGCCCCAGAGACUCCCUUCUCCCUUGCCAGCUCAUCCGUCCGUCGACUCUUCUGUCCUGCUCCAAGCUCUGAAGCCGAUCCCCCCUUUAAACUUAGAAACCAAAAACUAA
Symphalangus syndactylus (siamang) is the source of this 645-nucleotide messenger RNA. Its product is annotated as class E basic helix-loop-helix protein 40-like. Lineage: Eukaryota; Metazoa; Chordata; Mammalia; Primates; Hylobatidae. The record is from RefSeq and is a predicted model, not a curated record.